Messenger RNA from Entamoeba invadens IP1, 861 nucleotides. RefSeq lists its product as hypothetical. Lineage: Eukaryota; Evosea; Mastigamoebida; Endamoebidae. The transcript has a single exon. The coding region runs from base 1 to 861 and encodes 286 amino acids. The record is from RefSeq and is a predicted model, not a curated record.
AUGGGAGGAACACACUCAGACAUGAUCCUGCGACGCUCAUCGCCACGAUGCGGUUCGAUGACAUCAAACCCCGAGUACUUUAUUACUACACCACUCGAGUCAAUUGUCGAAAGUAGAUACAUUAUCCCCAAAAUUUCAAAGCGGCAUUCCACCAACUCGACUUCUAAUGACACACAAGAAGAUGGAACAUCAUCAUCUUCAGAUUCACCAAGAGAAGGCAAACGGUCGGUGUCUGAAACCAGAAAGGGGAUGUCACCCUUCAUAAAACUCACUCAAAGAAAAAGAAGAAACAAAGUGUCACUUGAUGAAUCUUUCUCGGCUAGUUUGAAAGUAGAUGACUCACUAAAGGAGCAGAAUAUCUUAUACAACAAUCUCUUGCUGAAAACAGAAACAAGCAAAAUGGAGAUUCUCUUUGAUUCUAAUGUCGACGGCUUUGACGAGCGUGCACUUAAAAGCGCCAUCUGUUGUAAAGACAAGCUGGUGUUUCUCUUCAAGUCCGGCAACGAGUCGUUUGGGUUUUACAACAGCGAUAUGGUUCCCGUAGCAAGUGGUGAAGAGACUCUGCAAGUUGACUCCAAAACCAUGUUUCUUUUCUCCUUCAAAAAUGACGGGAAAACACCCGAAAUUUUUAACAAGAAGUCCAAGUCGAUGAAAAGCUUUUCAGUCUUUUCUGGCUCGAACCCGAUCAUUCUUUCUUGCUUUUCUUCGUUCUGGAUGGAGAAGAGUGGAAUAGUUUCCUUCAAUCCAUGUGUAAAACAGAUGUUUUUAAUGAACAAAAAGGCGUUCAACCCAUUUUUCGGGAUGUCUUUGAAUGAAAAAUGGAUUUGCAAACACUUCCUUGUAUUUCGCUGUUUAAAUUAA